GCAGUCCUACUUGGGAGGCGCCAUGGGCGAUCCGUCUCCAGUGGACAAGUUGCUGGAGCUCAACGCCCACUCCCGCUUCAUCAUUGGCUCCGUAUCGGAGGAUAAUUCUGAGGAUGAGACCAGCUCCUUGGUGAAAAUUGACUUGAUUGAGGAUAAAGAGCAGUCGUUGUCGCCCGGUUCGGUCAGUUCGGACUCUCUUUCCGACCUCGUUCCCUCCGCCAUCCAAGAUGGCCUCGCCAUCCAUAUGAGGUACAAAGACAUUCGGUACUAAUUCAUUACUCUCUGUCUGGUUGCUUU
Molecule: messenger RNA, 297 nt
Organism: Anolis sagrei ordinatus
Lineage: Eukaryota; Metazoa; Chordata; Lepidosauria; Squamata; Anolidae
Source: RefSeq, a predicted model, not a curated record